AUGUACAACCUUCAUAGUCCACCCUUAUCCGCUGCUUCUUCCACUUCCUCACCACCACCAGAAUGCGCUGAGCGGAGGAAGCCCAACAUUCUUUUCAUUCUCGCCGAUCAGGUCUCCGCUCCGCUCCUCCGUAUCCACAAUGACAAGUCUCCCAUAAAGACUCCAAACAUUGACGCCUUAGCAGCCAAAUCAGCCGUCUUUUCUUCCGCCUACUGCGCCUCGCCACUAUGUGCUCCCUCGCGCUCCUCUCUAGUCACCGGGCAACUGCCUUCUCAGAUCGGUGCCUGGGACAAUGCAUCCCCACUGGGCUGCGACGCUCCAACAUACGCCCACUACCUGCGAAGGGAGGGGUACGAGACGGUCCUGGCUGGAAAGAUGCACUUCAUCGGUGAACAACUACACGGCUACGAAGAGCGUCUGACAAGCGAUAUAUACCCGGGAGACUUCGGAUGGGCCGUCAAUUGGGAUGACCCCGAUCGUCGUCUUGAGUGGUAUCACAAUGAAUCCUCUAUACUCCAAGCUGGCUCCUGUAUCCGCUCUAACCAGCUCGAUUUCGAUGAAGAAGUCAUGUUCAAGGCCACGAGGUACCUGUACUCCACCGCUCGCCGUCCAUCUGACUCGCGUCCAUUCUGCCUGACUGUCUCGCUCACACACCCACAUGAUCCUUAUACCAUUCACAGGGAAUAUUGGGAUCGGUACGAGGGUGAGGACAUUCCGCCUCCUUCCGUGACAAUACCUGAGGAAGAGCAGGACCCUCACAGCCAGCGCUUGUUGAAUGUAUGUGGGUUGAAGGAUGCAAAGCUCCCAGAUGAAGCUAUCGCUCGUGCUCGACGAGCCUACUUCGGCGCGGUGAGCUACGUGGAUGACAAUGUGGGAAAGCUUCUGGAGGUGUUGAAAGAAUGUGGCAUGGAUGAAGACACGAUUGUGGUCUUCUCUUCUGAUCACGGGGAUAUGUUGGGCGAACGAGGACUAUGGUACAAGAUGUCUUGGUUCGAAGCCUCUGCUCGCGUACCUCUUCUGAUCUCGUACCCAAAGCACUUUGAGCCACAGACCAUCACACGUAAUGUUUCCGCUUUGGACAUCCUUCCCACACUCGUGGAUCUGGUCAACGGGUCUUUGGACAAGCGUCUCCCUAUUGACGGCAGUUCCCUUGUCCCAUACCUUCACGGUUUCAAUGGGAAGGAUGGCAAUGAUACCGUCUAUGGAGAGUAUGCGGGUGAGGGCACGAUCGCCCCGCUCAUGAUGAUCCGCCGUGGGCCCUGGAAAUUUAUCACCUGCCCGGUGGAUCCACCCCAGUUGUUCAAUCUCCUCGAAGACCCCAAGGAGCUUCAUAAUCUCGCAACUAGCAUUGAUCCAGGGGUGCAGGAAGUGUUCCACGCUUUCGCUAAAGAGGCUCACGCGCGUUGGGAUUUUGAUCGCAUCCACGCAGAGGUGCUCAAAAGUCAACGUAUGAGGCGUCUGUGCUGGGAUGCACUCAAGCAAGGUCGCUUCCAUAGUUGGGACUACCAGCCGCAUGAAAAUGCAGGGUCACAAUAUAUCCGCUCCAAUAUUCAUCUCGACGAACUAGAGCUCCGUGCACGCUAUCCGCCUGUCGAUCAUAUGGGCCGCGAGAAGAAACGAGGAGAUGCCAAAGGCAUCGCUGCGGCUUGGGGCGAGUAG
Messenger RNA from Letharia columbiana, 1659 nucleotides. RefSeq lists its product as uncharacterized. The record is from RefSeq and is a predicted model, not a curated record. The transcript is spliced from 4 exons. Gene Ontology annotation, molecular function: sulfuric ester hydrolase activity. NCBI's taxonomy places the organism in Eukaryota, Fungi, Ascomycota, Lecanoromycetes, Lecanorales, Parmeliaceae. Bases 1 to 1659 code for a protein of 552 amino acids.